Molecule: messenger RNA, 642 nt
Organism: Necator americanus (New World hookworm)
Lineage: Eukaryota; Metazoa; Nematoda; Chromadorea; Rhabditida; Ancylostomatidae
Exons: 1
Coding region: 1-642 (213 amino acids)
Source: RefSeq, a predicted model, not a curated record
AUGGAAAACGACUUGAAGGAAGAACUGAAUAGAAGAAUGAGAGCAGCAUGGGUAGCAUUCGUAGCCGUCAGGGAAGCUACGGACCAACUGACGGACCAAGAUCUUCGUGCCCAUCUGUUCGACUCGACAGUUCUUCCAACGCUCUGUUACGCAGCGGAGACGUGGGCAGCCACCGCGGCCACGUCUAGGAAGCUACUUACUACCCACAGAGCCCUUGAGAGAUGUCUCCUGAAGUUUAACCGGCGCACACAACACCUUGCCGGUCUUCGUAGCUCCGACUUAAGAGGAAUGUCCCGUCUUCCCUAUCCAGCGGAAUAUGUAUCGAAAACAAAACAUAGAUGGGCCGGUCACACCAUGAGAAGAAUCGACGACAGAUGGACUAAAAGAACGCUAGAGUGGAUCCCAAGAGAUGCUAAACGCCCUCGAGGGAGAGCGCCAACGAGAUGGUGUGACGUGUUCGCUAUACAGAUGGACCAGCUGAGAGCUCAGCUGGAUACGGCUCAAGGAUAUCGUCAACGUCACUCACGAAACUUGAGAACAUCUUGGAUGUUCUCAAGUUUCGUGAGUGACGAAACGAGGGAGAAAACGAAUGGGGCCCAUACCUCCAGUGGAGACGGGCCAUCUAAGUAUCUAAGUAUGUAA